CUUCCUUCGAAUUCAUUUUGUUAACUAAGAUUUGCACACCAAAUGUUUGAUGGUUUGCUUGCUAUUUUUUUAGUUAGUGUCUGUGUAAACUAAGUGAGUGGGUAGUGUGUCCUAUCUGCAAGAUUGAUUUUUUUGUUAUUUCUACUUCCAAAACAAUUGGGGAAAUGUUCUUGCAUUCUCACUUACUGGGAUAUUCAAACAUUCUUCCUUACACCCAAUAUUUCGUUAAAAUUAUCAUAUAAAAUAACAAUAAUACUUUCUUUUUCGAUUUCAAUACUGUGGAAGAUUUGAAAGCAGUUCAUGAAACUUCUCGCAAGCUUUUAAGGUCAUAAAAUUCCAAAAUUUCGCGCUUCGGUCUGAAACAGAUUCAACUGCACUUCCAAAAGAAUUGGUUGUGCAGUCCUUGUUUUGAUACACCAUCUUUAAGUUUCUAUCGGUUCUUGAGUUCCAUUAUGGCCAGUAAUUCUUUUGUAAUCCCCAAUGGAAGCGGCAACGGCAAUGGCAUUGGAAAACUCAACCCACCGCCAAAUCUGCAGAGGAACUACCAAGUGGUAGUGGCUGCUACACCAGAUAUGGGGAUAGGUAAAGAUGGGAAAUUACCAUGGAAGUUACCUACUGAUCUCAAAUUUUUUAAAGAGGUUACUGUAACAACAUCUGAUCCAGGGAAGAAGAAUGCUGUUGUAAUGGGUAGAAAAACAUGGGAUAGUAUCCCUCUUAAAUACAGGCCUCUUCCCGGCCGUCUUAAUAUUGUUCUUACUCGCUCAGAUAGCUUUGAUAUUGCAAUAGCAGAGAAUGUUGUUAUAUGUAGAAGUAUGGCUUCUGCUUUGGAAUUGUUAGCUGAACCUCCCUAUAGUUUGUCAAUUGAGAAAAUAUUUGUUAUAGGAGGUGGACAAAUAUUUAGGGAGACUUUAAAUGCACCUGGAUGUGAAGCUAUCCACAUCACUGAAAUUCAGACUAGCAUUGAGUGUGACACAUUUAUGCCUCCAGUUGAUUCCUCUGUAUUUCAGUUGUGGUACUCAUCUUUUCCUAAGAUGGAAAACAACAUUCGCUAUUCUUUCACAACUUAUGUGCGUGUAAGGCGUUCGGUGGAGCAUGCAACUCAGAAUACUGAUCCAGUUCUUGAUAACAAUUCAGAUACUCUAAAAUUUGAGUUCAAGGAUUUUUCUUUUCUUCCUAAAAUGAUUCUUGAAAGACAUGAAGAAUACAAGUAUCUUAGGCUGGUUGAAGAAAUCAUUUCUGAGGGUACAGCCAAAGAUGAUAGGACAAGGACUGGUACCUUGUCAAAAUUUGGUUGCCAGAUGAGGUUCAAUUUGCGCAGAAACUUCCCUCUUCUUACUACAAAGAAAGUAUUUUGGCGUGGGGUUGUUGAAGAGCUUCUUUGGUUUAUUAGUGGGUCUACAAAUGCCAAGUUGCUGCAGGAAAAAGGGAUCCAUAUAUGGGAUGGCAAUGCAUCGAGAGAAUACCUAGAUAGACUUGGCUUCACAGACAGGGAGGAAGGUGACUUGGGACCUGUUUAUGGGUUUCAGUGGAGGCACUUUGGUGCCAGGUAUACUAAUAUGCAUGCUGACUACUCCGGCCAAGGAUUUGAUCAGCUGUUAGAUGUUAUUAACAAGAUAAGGCACAAUCCCAAUGAUCGUCGGAUCAUUCUCUCCGCAUGGAAUCCAGCUGAUCUUCAAUUGGCGGCCCUUCCACCGUGCCACAUGUUUGCACAGUUCUAUGUAGCAAAUGGGGAGUUAUCAUGUCAAAUGUAUCAACGAUCUGCUGACAUGGGCCUAGGCGUGCCAUUUAAUAUUGCAUCUUAUGCCCUCCUGACCUGCAUAAUUGCUCAUGUUUGUGAAUUAGUUCCAGGUGAUUUUAUCCAUGUCAUUGGAGAUGCACAUGUUUACCAAAAUCAUGUGAAGCCUUUGCAGGAGCAGCUCCAGAACUUGCCAAGGCCUUUUCCGACUUUGAAGAUAAAUCCAGAGAAAAAAGAUAUAGAUUCUUUUGUGGCUUCUGAUUUCAAGCUCAGUGACUAUAAUCCUCACCAGAAGAUUGAGAUGAAGAUGGCCAUCUAAAAUGUAGGACAUAAUUCUUCUGUCCCUUCUUUAGGUAUGCCAUUACAUGUUUGAAGGAUUUGAAACUUGAAGAUAACCAUUCUCCUGAAUCCUGAGUUGGCUAAUUGUACUUUGCUAUGUUUGGAGAUCAACAGAGAAGGAAAAAGAAAAUUAAAUAAUUUCCAUUGAAGAGUGUUGUGGGAAAAUUAGGAAGGGUUUUAGCUUGAUACUGAAGUCUAAAUCUCCUUACUUUGUUUGCUAUAUUAUUUGCACCAAGUAUGGGAGGUUUUAAGAUGUAUUUCGUUGCUAAAGUUGAUGUCCUCUUAUGAUUGAAGAAUAUAUGCAUGAUUAGAGAAUUCUCUGAGUGUCUCUAACUUU
Molecule: messenger RNA, 2411 nt
Organism: Arachis duranensis
Lineage: Eukaryota; Viridiplantae; Streptophyta; Magnoliopsida; Fabales; Fabaceae
Product: bifunctional dihydrofolate reductase-thymidylate synthase
Exons: 11
Coding region: 453-2054 (533 amino acids)
Biological process (GO): tetrahydrofolate biosynthetic process; one-carbon metabolic process; dTMP biosynthetic process
Cellular component (GO): mitochondrion; cytosol
Molecular function (GO): dihydrofolate reductase activity; thymidylate synthase activity
Source: RefSeq, a predicted model, not a curated record